Schizosaccharomyces japonicus yFS275 is the source of this 2167-nucleotide messenger RNA. RefSeq names its product homocysteine synthase Met17. The transcript has a single exon. Lineage: Eukaryota; Fungi; Ascomycota; Schizosaccharomycetes; Schizosaccharomycetales; Schizosaccharomycetaceae. Gene Ontology annotation, cellular component: cytoplasm. Gene Ontology annotation, biological process: 'de novo' L-methionine biosynthetic process; L-methionine biosynthetic process; sulfate assimilation. The coding region runs from base 609 to 1895 and encodes 428 amino acids. Gene Ontology annotation, molecular function: transferase activity, transferring alkyl or aryl (other than methyl) groups; O-acetylhomoserine sulfhydrylase activity; cysteine synthase activity. The record is from RefSeq and is a predicted model, not a curated record.
GCCCGAAAAAUCAGUCCGCACCUCUACCGUUUCCUCACAACAUGUAUCCACAGAACAACAGUUAAUGCAAGAGAACUUCGUAAAGAAUGUUACUAUUGGAAAACAAUUGUCGUAUUAGAACAAUUCAUACCACGACUCGGUGUCGCUUCGGCCCGCCGACUGGAUCCGGCGCAAGUAGGAGCAAGAAAGUUCUUCCUUAGGAGACUUAUCGGAACCAUCACGUAUUACGACGAAUCCUCAAUAAAUCGCGUAUAUGCUGUGACAAUAAACCCUCAAUUUGUUAAUCGCCUCCGAAAUUGUUAUUCUUGAUGUGAAUUUUGAUCUAACCAAUCGCAGAUGCCCACUUCGCGUAUGAAUUGCGCAUUCUUGACUACUAUUGCGAACUGAUACCGGCAAUGGCAAAACAUUUAAAACCAGCCGUGGAAGCACUUGUUGUUCCGUACAAACUCUCACCGCGUGAAUAUCUCGCAACAAUCACCUUCAGCCGACGGGUUUCUCUAUUUUCAGUUAUAUUUUCCCGUUCCGUCAUUGAACAGUAAACAACUGUUUCCUACGCCUUCACCUUAAAUUUCCCUGCUCACAGCUUCUCCCUUAAACUCACAUCGAAAAUGGUAGAGUCGAAGCAUUUUGAGACUCUUCAAUUGCACGCUGGUCAAGAGGUUGAUCCUACUACUCGUUCCAGAGCAGUUCCCAUUUAUGCAACUACCUCUUAUGUUUUCCGCGACAGCGACCACGGUGGUCGUUUGUUCGGUCUUCAAGAAGGCGGUUACAUUUACUCUCGUAUGAAUAACCCUACAAGCGACGUCUUUGAGAAGAGAAUGGCCGCUCUCGAGAACGGUGCCGCUGCAGUCGCCACCAGUUCUGGUCAAUCCGCCAUCUUCAUGGCCCUCACAACUUUGGCUGCUGCCGGAGACAACAUUGUGUCCACUUCUUUCCUCUACGGUGGUACUUACAAUUUGUUCAACACUACUCUUCCCCGCUUGGGUAUCACUACCAAGUUCGUUGAGGGCGACAACGCUGACGAUCUUGCCGCUGCUAUCGAUGAUAACACCAAGGCUGUGUACGUCGAGUCUAUUGGCAACCCCAAGUACAAUGUCCCCGACUUGGAGAAGAUUGCCAAGAUCGCCCACGCUGCUGGUGUGCCCUUGGUUGUUGACAACACUUUUGGUGGCGGUGGAUACCUGAUUCGUCCCAUCGACCACGGUGCUGAUAUCGUUUGUCACUCCGCUACCAAGUGGAUUGGUGGCCACGGUACCACCGUUGGCGGUGUCAUGGUCGACAGUGGAAAGUUCGACUGGGUCAAGAACGCCAAGCGUUUCCCUCAGUUCGUUGAGCCUAGCCCUGGUUACCACGGUAUGGUGUUCAGUGAAGCCUUUGGCAAUGUUGCCUUUGCUGCUGCUUUCCGUACCUUGAGUCUUCGUGAUUUGGGUGGUAACGCCAAUCCCUUUGGUACUUUCCUGUUGAUCCAAGGUUUGGAGACUCUCUCCCUCCGUAUGGAGCGUCAUGUUAGCAAUGCCCUUGCCUUGGCCAAGUACUUGGAGAAGCAUCCCCAAGUUGCUUGGGUCUCCUACCCUGGUCUUGCCUCUCACCCUUCCCAUGAGAUUGCCAAGAAGUACCUGAAAAACGGUUUUGGAGCUAUGUUGAGUUUCGGUGUCAAGGGCGGUGCCGAUGCUAGCAAGAAGACUGUCAACCGUCUCAAGUUGGCUAGUCAAUUGGCCAAUGUUGGUGAUGCCAAGACUUUGGUUAUCGCUCCUGCCUACACUACUCAUUUGCAGCUUACCGACGAGGAGCAAUUGAGUGCCGGUGUCACGAAGGAUUUGAUCCGUGUCGCUGUUGGUAUUGAGCACAUUGAUGACAUUGUUGCCGAUUUUGAGCAAGCUCUUCAGUUCGAGUAAGAUGACCAAUGUACAUGUAUGAACUGUUGCUUCAAACAUCUUCGGGUGCUGUUGAACGCAAAGAAAAAGUACACAGGUAAUCCUGGGUUUUUUGUCCACGGUACAGAAAUUGUAAGACAAUCUGUACCGGAAUAAGUUACGAAUUUAAAAGGUCUUUCAUUUUUUUACAUCUAAUAGAUUACACGUUCAGUUUAUUUUUCUAGUUUUAUUAAAAGCGAAGCGGUUCGAGGAAUUGUUGAGUGUGAAUCCAAAGAUUGGAUGCGAGAGCGGUG